AUGCCCAUGGCUCUCGAGUCAUGGCUCACCGAGGUCCGCUCAGCCAUGUCCUCUGCCAGGUCGUCCUCUGGAGGUUCGGGGGCGCCACCGGCCGGGCCCAGGACGAAGCAGAGCACCGUCGGCAUCCUCGCCUUCGAGGUUGCCAGCCUCAUGUCCAAGCUCCUCCACCUGUGGCGGGCCGUUGGUGACGCCGCCGUCGCACGCCUCCGCCACGAGACCAUCCACCUCCACGGCGUCCGCAAGGUGGUCUCCGACGACGACCACCACUUCCUGCUCGGCCUCGCCCGCGCCGAGCUCGUGGACACGCUCAGGGCCGAGCUCGUGCACUACGUGGUGUAUGAAAAAUGA
Molecule: messenger RNA, 348 nt
Organism: Miscanthus lutarioriparius
Lineage: Eukaryota; Viridiplantae; Streptophyta; Magnoliopsida; Poales; Poaceae
Source: the annotation of a GenBank genome assembly